AUAACUUUAAUCGAUGGAAUUGCAAAAGCUCGCUAAGUGCCAGUUACCGUAGAAACCAGUCACUUUCCGGAUCGACGUCAUCACAGACGCCAACAUUUCCUGGUUACACAGUAUAUAAGUCGACUAGCACUAACUGAGAGACACAUAUUCUCGAAAUCUGCAACAAGAGUUCCAGUCUUCAAUCGUUCCAAAAAUCGACACUACAAAUCAAAAUGGCAUUGGCUGUUUUUGUAGUUCUUAUGUGCACAAUCGGAGCAACUUUUGCUGGUGUAUGUCGCGAAGUACAUUUACAAGACAACCUAGACUUCCAAAGGAUUGGUGGAGACUGGUGGCAAGCAUAUUACUCAGCAGGUUCGAUGUAUGGCGAGGCAUCUUGCUUAGACACUCGAGUUUUCGGAAUCAACAAAAAACAGAAACUUUUUUACAUGGAAACGAACGCUGCGAUAGUGAAUCCCUACACAGGCAGAUCAGAAACUGGUACCGUACUUAGCACCGCAUACUGGGGAGAUAGACAAAUGUUAGCUGGAGAGACUCAUAUCAAAAAUCACGUUGCAACUGACUAUUCUACUUACUUGCUAUUCUACAAAUGUUCAAACGGUAAAGCAAUUAUCGAUCUUGAAUUGAAGAACGGCAUCACAAGGCUGACAAGAAAGAAGAUUGUUGAAGUAUCCGAUAUUUUAGAAAGGGUUCAUGUCGACUUUUCCUCCCUCGUUAAACGCGACAGGUCUUCCUGUCCUUACACAAAAUAAUUUUGAUAACAAAAAAAUUUUUCUUUCCUCGUUUUUAUUUUGUAGAUUGAUUCAUUGUCUUUAUGUUAGAGAAAAUGGGAAAUCAUAACAAUAUGAAUACAAUUUAUUAAAUUAGGUAAUUCGAGGAACUCUACAAUUUUCUUAUAAAUGUGUCUUCAAAUUUUAGGUGUAUGGCUUUGUACUAUACGCUAUGCUACUGAAUUUGGGUUUCAUCAUGACUUUUAACAUAGGAAAAAACAUAUGAACCAGUUCGAUUUGUGUUUUUGAUUUUGUCUGUACUGUUUAUUCAGUUUUAUUUCAUUUUACGUUACAUUUGCAACAGGUGUUGAGUUUCAAGUUCACAUUUUUAUUGAAUAAAAAAGUUUCAUUU
Molecule: messenger RNA, 1119 nt
Organism: Styela clava
Lineage: Eukaryota; Metazoa; Chordata; Ascidiacea; Stolidobranchia; Styelidae
Source: RefSeq, a predicted model, not a curated record